Trifolium pratense (red clover) is the source of this 2355-nucleotide messenger RNA. Its product is annotated as protein DETOXIFICATION 44, chloroplastic-like. The transcript is spliced from 13 exons. Gene Ontology annotation, molecular function: antiporter activity; xenobiotic transmembrane transporter activity. Gene Ontology annotation, biological process: transmembrane transport. Gene Ontology annotation, cellular component: membrane. The record is from RefSeq and is a predicted model, not a curated record. NCBI's taxonomy places the organism in Eukaryota, Viridiplantae, Streptophyta, Magnoliopsida, Fabales, Fabaceae. The coding region runs from base 184 to 1839 and encodes 551 amino acids.
GGAUGGUCUUAGUACAGUACUGCUUAGAUGUAACAAAAAAAAAAGUACAGUACUACUAGCAUGACGCAAAACAAAAAGUGAAGAUAUGGUUAUGGUUUGUUGGGCCUUUGCCUUUGUCACUCUUAACUCUCAGAUAUUUUAUUCAUUCAUUCAUUCUCAUGCUAUCUCCCUCCCAAACUGAAAAUGGCGUCUUCUUCUUCUUCUACGUGUUUUCUUUGCAGCAAUCGCAAUUCCAUUCCUUAUUUCAAAUUCUCAACAACACUCAAAUCUCCAACAACACUAACCACAAACCCUCCUCCUCCUCAUUUCUUUCCUCGUCUUCGACUUCACAGAGUUUCUCCCAACAACAAAAAUCCCACCACCACCACUGAUGAUGAUGAUGAUGAUGAUGAUGAUGAUGAUUCUCUUGAUACUACUUCACCCCUUAAAUCCCCUUCUCCCUUUCCUCAUUUCAGAAAUGAUUGGUUUAAAUUUGAUGAACUUGGAAUGGAGAUGCUGUCCAUUGCUCUGCCUGCUGCUGUGGCCUUGGCAGCUGACCCUAUUGCUUCAUUGAUCGACACAGCGUUCGUUGGACACAUAGGGGCGGUUGAAUUAGCUGCAGUUGGGGUUUCAGCUUCUGUGUUUAAUCUAGUGUCAAAAGUAUUCAAUGUUCCUUUACUUAAUAUUACUACAUCCUUUGUUGCGGAGGAGCAGGCAUUAAUUGGAAAGGAGGAAGAUUCCGGUCGAACUGAGGAGAAUGGCAAGUUCCAACGCAAGAAGCUCCUUUCUUCAGUAUCAACUUCUUUAGCACUUGCUGCAGCUCUUGGAAUUGCUGAAACUGUAGCACUUUCACUUGGCUCUGGCACUCUUAUGACUAUCAUGGGUAUAGCUGCUGACUCUCCAAUUCGUGGACCUGCUGAGCAUUUUCUUACAUUGAGGGCCUUUGGUGCUCUACCAAUUGUGAUUGCAUUAGCUGCACAGGGCACUUUUCGUGGAUUUAAGGAUACAAAGACGCCUCUAUAUGCUGUUGGUGCUGGAAACUUUCUUAAUGUCAUAUUGGAUCCAAUAUUAAUAUUUCUUUGUGGUCUUGGCAUCAGUGGUGCUGCAAUUGCCACAGUGAUCUCUGAAUUUUUAAUAGCUUUCAUUCUUCUAUGGAAUUUGAGUGGCAAAGUGCUCCUAAUCCCUUUUGACUUUGAUGGGACAAAAUUUUUCAGCUAUCUGAAAUCGGGUGGUCUUCUAAUUGCCAGGACUUUGGCUGUGUUUAUAACUAUGACACUCACAACAUCUUUGGCUGCUAAUCAGGGCCCUAUACCUAUGGCAGGCCAUCAAAUUUGUAUGCAAGUUUGGUUGUCUAUAUCUUUGCUCACUGAUGCUCUGGCGCUGGCUGGUCAGGCUCUUCUUGCCAGUAGUUACUCACUAGGAAAUUAUGAGCAAGCACGCCUCAUUAUAUAUAGAGUGAUACAGAUUGGCUUAGGAGCUGGAAUUUCUUUGUCAAUGAUCUUAUUUGUUGGUUUUGGACCAUUUUCUACUUUGUUUAGCACAGACUCAGAAGUUUUGGAUGUUGCUCGGUCAGGUAUAUUGUUUGUUGCUGGAUCUCAACCAGUGAAUGCUUUGGCAUUUGUUAUUGAUGGGAUUUAUUAUGGUGUAUCAGACUUUGAAUAUGCUGCUUACUCGAUGGUGGUAGUUGGACUAAUUUCUUCAAUUUUCAUGCUGGUGGCUACUCCAGUGGUCGGACUCCCUGGAGUCUGGACAGGAUUGUUUCUCUUCAUGAUGUUGCGUGUUCUAGCUGGAGUUUGGAGGUUAAGCAGCAAAAGUGGCCCAUGGGAUAUGGUCUGGUAUAAAGAUGGAGCAGAAGACUAAUUCUAAAGAGCUCCAAUGAGAUACUGAAAGGUUCUGUACCCUCUCGUGCUCCUAACGAGAAUCCAGUAGCAGUACAGGACUAAAACAAACUAAUAGAUUGUUGCAGAAACUGCUGCAAACUAAAUGCCAAAAUCUUUCUGGUACAAGUAGAGAGAGUUUGAACAGCUAAAUGAGCAAGGGAUUGAAUCAACGGUAUGCAGCAUAGAAGUCAAAUCUCUUAACUUUCUGGCAUUGUGCAUUCCUUUGCAUAUUUUCAUUGCUGAUGGAAGCUGCAUCUUAAAGGUAGGUGUCUGGUACUGACAUGUGCUCUGUUACUUCUGCUGUAUAUGUGAGGUUCUAUAGAUAUGAAGUCUCUUUCUAGGAAAAAAAUCAUUAUUAUGUAACCUUCACUAACAAAUUUGUCAAAGGGUCUUAGAUUCUUUUCUUUAGGUAAUGUAAAUUAUGUAUAAUUUAGUAAAUAUAAAUGUGUUGACUUGGAACCUGAAUAUCUAAAUAUGUUAAUUUCUUCACAAAUCA